AGAGAGAGCAGCAGUAUUAAGUUCAAGCCGUACCUACAUACAAACAUACAUACAAUCACGAGCUCAUAUUUAGAAUAAAGCAAGUAAGAGCGAAAUAGCUUUCUCGUUUCUCACUAGUCACCGAAACCAUCUCCAGCAUCAACAUCAAUAUCAGUACGGCACAGCUCAGCACCUUCUCAAUUCGAAAAGCCUUCUCGCAUAUGCCCAUAAAUUAACGCUAUUUAGUUUAAUUUUGCCCUUCAACGUAGCCGAUUUGCCGAUAUAUCGCCGCCAGUACAGAAAUAUUCAUACAAUUUUAUCCAUGAGAGUUCCAUUGAUUUAAGUGCACUCGGUUUUUUUAAUUUCGGAAGUCGUUUGUGGGUGAGCAAUUUAACGGCUUCCGUCCGGUGUAUAAGAAUUGAGUAAAACGCCCAUAUUAUACUUUUCAAUGAAAAUGAGUGCUGGUGAACCAAUUCAACGAUUUGAUUUCAACAACGACAUCGAUGUUGAAGAAGUUGAGGAAUCAGAAUACACAAAUGGUCGACUUUACGAUCAAUUUUACGAGAUGGCAGAAAAAUUUUCUGGAACUUAUAUUGGCCAGUAUAUAACGGGGAAAAUUGAUAGCUUUUUGAAAUUAAUUGAAGAUACAGCCAAAUGGAGCUUGCCUCCAAAAAACACAAACGAAUCAACUGUUCCACUUAAACGACCCCUGCCUUGGAUACCAUUUAUUGCGUUGAUAUUGGUGCUGCGCUUAAUUCGAAUAGGCCUUUCAAUAGGUGGACUUUUAAUCGGCAAUGCACCUUUGGUUCCAAGUGAUGUUGUGUAUUUCAUCCAAACCAGAAGAAGAAAAUUAAGAGCGAUUCGAAUUGCUGGAAUGAAAGAAAUUGGAAAGAAUGAAGAAAUUCAACAAAACAAACAGAGAGGCGGCUUGGUAUCAAAAAUAACAUCAAUAAUGUCAAUGGCUAUUUGUCGCCCAAAGUUAGUUGAAGAUACUCAUAAGAUUUUGGUUAGUGGAAAUUGUACUGAAGAAGCCGGAAGUUCAGGUUUAAAUAUGACUCAACAAAACCAUAAUUCAUCUAGAACUAAGUGUUUGGAAGAUGAAGAUGCCGACUUAAGCUUAAGUCAAAUGCUCGACAAAUACGGAGCUAGCAGCAACGAAGAUGAUGAUUCUGAUUUCGUUCCACCCGAUGAUGCCUUCAAUGAUGUAGACACUUCGUGUACUUCAACAUCAUCCACCACAUCCGAUGAGGAAUAUAACGAUGAAGCCGAACUCCAAUCUACAGAAAAGGAAACGCAACAAACAAUGUCAAAUAAUAUUGCUGAACCCGAAUCUAAUGAUUAUGUAACAAACGGAAAUUCAAGCAUAGAAAGUCAAGAACUUAGUAUGGAAGUCAGAGAAAAUGGUGAACAUUUAUCCACAAAACUCCGAAAACCAAAGAUAAUGCCAAAACCAAUAAAAGAAGAACCUCUGCCACUACCUACUCAAGAAAUUAAACAAGAACUUGUUGACACUGAUGAAGAUACAAAUAGAAUAGAGUUUGAAAGAUCUGAAGAUGUUAACAAAUCCAGCGGCUUUAACCCCCAUCACCACCAGAAGUCCAUUGUCGAAUUCGAAAAUGUUAACAAGGGACCUACUAAUAAAAUUGGCAUCACUGAAAAUGGCAUAGAUCAGCAAAUUGAGAAAACAAAUGGCGACCAAAAACUUAUUCAAGCAGAAAUAUUUGUCACUCCUGCUACUUCCGCUGAAGAUUUGUUCUUUAGCCCAGUCGGUUCCCCUGACUUGUGUGGUACUUAUGGCUUUCAACCAACAUCAAUAUUAAAGAAUUGUCAAGCUGUUCAGUUAGAACAGAGAGGUUUCACGGGUGCAGGUGACUUUUCUUCAAACGAAACCUUUAUGCAAGCUGAAAGUACGAAUGAAUCAGAAGCAACAUCCAGGCCAACAAAGGGCACCAAUCACUCAGGAAAACCAAUCAAAAAUAAAUUCAGGGGAAAAAGACGAUGAAUGUAUUGCUGUUUUAUAACCAUUCAACGAUAUUUUAGCUUCUAAUGUUCCUGAUAAUGUAAACAUACAUAUUUUGCUAAGCAUUAUGUUUAAGAGCUUUAUUUGUAUAUCUACUGAACAAAAAUCAGUUUUAGUUCUUCGGUAGUUGAAGUUAUGUAUGUAUUUUUUUUUAAAUAACUUAAUAUCUAUUUAUAUAAGAGAAAUCGAAAAUUGUGUUAUUUAAAUAUAAAAUUACAUUCUCUUUUUGUUAUUAUUAUUGUUAUUUUAUUAUAGGCUGAUUUGAUCGAAUUCUAUGCAUUGCCUUAAUGUAAACAUUGUCGUCAAGAACUAAUCGGUAGAUUCACGCAUAUUAAUUUCUGGGAAAAGAAACAUGUUUAUUUGCCAAAACCAUAUUUCUAUUUGUUUACAGUAUCAAUACUUAAUUCAUAAGCAAACAUAAUUUUGCUGUUUCAACCAAUAAAAAUACACAAACAUUUGAUUAGAUUUUUGGAAACAAUAAUAAAAUAACUUCAUAUUUGAAGUUAACAAUUUUACAAUGGGAAA
Molecule: messenger RNA, 2524 nt
Organism: Eupeodes corollae
Lineage: Eukaryota; Metazoa; Arthropoda; Insecta; Diptera; Syrphidae
Gene: Jabba
Exons: 10
Coding region: 428-1981 (517 amino acids)
Source: RefSeq, a predicted model, not a curated record